AUGGCUGAUAUCAAUGCUUGCAUUAUAAAGGCCAUAAAUCAGCAUCGUCAAUCAGAUUCGGUCUAUUUUUCUUCUCGAGAUAAGCUUGCAUCUUGGGAUUUCUGCUUGCUGCUGAGGAUUGUCUCAUGCACGGUCGUAGACUCCGUGGCAUCACCGCCUGACCUGAGAAUGUGUGGCACGCAUCUAGCUGGUCAUAUCGAGCUGUUUACUGCCCUCGAAUCUGCGUAUCUAUCCAAAUCAUUUGCAGAUCUGGUUCACCAUCCAUCGGUUAUCGCAUUGGUUACCACAGCUAAAGAAGCUGAGGACGAUACGGACAUGGAGCCCAGUGGUCCACGCGCAAAAAGCUCCAGCAACGGAAGCUUGCAAACCGCUUUCGAGGAGCCCUAUCUCGGAGUUGCACAUACACGCUUUAUUGCCGCACUGGAAUACUAUUCCAGCUAUGGAGACAACAAGAAGCCGUAUAUGAAGUCUAUAUCAGUUAUUCAAUCGUCGGGCAUGGGCAAAUCCCGCAUGGUAGAAGAAGCAGCGAAGACUGUGUUUACCAUCCCUGCCAAUAUACGUGAGCCACUUCCCGAGGGUCAAAAAACGUAUCCUCCUCCCGACAUCAAACUUCGUGCAUACUUUAUGGAUCAUGAAAGAAAAAGCGACAAGCUGCUUCAAGCAGAAUAUGCUAUCCUCCUGAAGCACAUAUUUGCUACCGCCAAGUCCAAGUUUGCAUAUGCUCGAGACUACCGAAUGAACAAAAGCCUGACUCUGGCGGCCGCUUGGGCCGAUUACCUCAACCAAGAUCAGACCCCUGAGGAAGUGGGUACUGAGCGUCGAGCACUUUACGAUCAAGCGGUUGGUGCAGCCAUCACAGAAAGGUUGAUGAUUGCGACUGACAGAUAUGAUUCCAAUGGCGUUAGAUUUCAAGAGCUAAAGGGCUCCGUGUCGCUUUACAGUUUAUUCAGGAUUAGAAAAAACGCAUGCUUUUUCUACUUCGAUGAAGCCCAUUGUCUCACCGCGCAGCCUGCAAUCCUUACAGAAUGGCGCACCCGUAACCCGUACCACAACUUGGGCUCAGUCCUGUCAGAACUUGUCGGUCAACCUAUCUUUUUUAUUUUUCUCUCGACCAAUUCCCACAUUCAGAAAUUUGAUCCACCGGUUGGGUCAUAUCCUUCACUUCGUGUUUACAAGGGCACAUACCUUAUCCCCCCUUUUACAGAGCUUCCGUUCGAUAUAUUCGCCAAUCAAACGCUCCAAGAAUUGAGUAAAUCAAACCAGCCUUGGUCUCUGGAAAAUGCUUGCACAGUAGGCGUAAUGUCGAGUAUGGGACGACCUAUGUGGUUCGUACACCACAAAUUAUGGAAUGACCAAAAGAGCACAGGAGAAAAACCACUGGUUGACCAUGUCAUAUCCUUUGCUCGCAUGAAACUCACUGCCGGAGCUGCUGAUUCUACUCCUGAGGCUGAACUUGCUGCCCUCAGUGCCCGGAUCGGACUCACUUUUGAAUCAAUUAGUCCGACCGCUCGUGAAAUGGAGUCCCGGCAAGUCGAGCUAUACAUGCGUAUUCGCGUGUAA
Molecule: messenger RNA, 1560 nt
Organism: Rhizoctonia solani
Lineage: Eukaryota; Fungi; Basidiomycota; Agaricomycetes; Cantharellales; Ceratobasidiaceae
Product: phosphorylase b kinase regulatory subunit beta
Exons: 8
Coding region: 1-1560 (519 amino acids)
Source: RefSeq, a predicted model, not a curated record